CACGUUGGUUCGUUGAAUUGGAUUACGUGAUGUCGGGCGGGGGAUUUGCACGCGAAAAAAAUCGGUCGAAACCCGUCCAACCAUGAAAGCUGGUGGUGGCCGACGGCACAGUUCGGCUCGCAACGACCGGGCCCCAUAUAGAAGUGCGUCGCGACGCGGCCGCCAGUUUUGUCCCGCUGCCCUUAGGAUAUCGUCGUUCAGCAAUCAUGAGAUUCCUUUUCUUGAUCCUCUUUGUGGCUCCCGUGUUGGCCACGGAAUUCAACAGUCACAUUCGGGAACGCAGACAGUCAUCCAAUUACCGAGCUUACAAUCAAGCACCGGCGGCAAUCAAGCAGAUACUAGCCGCGCAGCAGUAUCGCGAUCCGAUCGUUCAUCUCCCGCCGCAACCGGUGCCGAAUCUGGGGCCCGCGUCGCCCAUCGAGCCUCAGUUAGUGCAGCAAAGCCAGCUGGCUACGUAUCGACCGAAUAUACAAGUAGGUCAGGCGCCUCAGCAGCCAACCUACAAACAGAUCCCCGUAAGACCAGCUCAGUACAAUCCGCCAUCCGCCGCUCAGCAACAAUACAAUCCGCAAUACCUUGGCAAUUAUGCGCCGCAAGCGCAACCACAGCCGCAGCAGCAACAAGCCGCCCAGACCAAUUAUCAGUAUUCUAGAAAUUUGCCGCCGCAGCUCCAACAGCUCGUGCAGAUCCAGCAAAACCUGCCUAAUGCGAUUCCGCAAGGACAACAUCAGGGAUAAUCUGCCUAAUUAGAGCGGAACGACGAUAUCUAAAAGACAUCGGGCGAUUUUCUUUUCAUAGAACAUCGAACCUUCUUUUUCCAAGAACAUCCAUCAUUUCGUAUCACUUCACCCAUUCUAUUCAUCACAUUUUACAAUAGGCGAAUUCGUAAUCUAUACGUAAUCUUCACUGAAAUGCGAGGGUAUUAGUAACUGUUUAUUCCUAUUCGUAAAUAUUUUAUUACAAAUGUUGAUCUGUUCGGACGAACUAAAUCGAAAGAGUUAAGUUAAUAGUUUUUAUUUUUAUUCUAAUAGUUAAAAAAUAUUAUUUUUCUGUAAGAAAGUUACAUUUCUGUAAUAAUUCGUGUCAUAUUUUACAUUCAUUUCACUUUCACUUCACACAUCAUUGCGUUCAUUUCACAAUCGCACAGAAACCUUUAUACCAAUUUAUAAAUUUAUGGUAAUGUGUAUGAGAAUUAUGUGAAGAAAAUUUGCAUAAAUAAAUUUCAUUCCAGUUUUUCCCCAUUUAAAAA
Messenger RNA from Solenopsis invicta (red fire ant), 1249 nucleotides. RefSeq names its product activating signal cointegrator 1 complex subunit 2 homolog. The transcript is spliced from 3 exons. Bases 207 to 737 code for a protein of 176 amino acids. The record is from RefSeq and is a predicted model, not a curated record. NCBI's taxonomy places the organism in Eukaryota, Metazoa, Arthropoda, Insecta, Hymenoptera, Formicidae.